CGAAUCUCCCAGUCUCCACAGACCACCUACUGUAGCACUUGCUAAAACCAAAGUCAUCAUGUCCACCAGAGCUGUGAAGAGCACCAGCUACUCUGUGAGGUCCUCCUCUGCAGGCAUGGGGCCUCAAAACUUCAGCAGCAACUCCUUCUCCGACGGCUAUGGCGGCGGCGCCAGACAACAGAGCUACAGCGUCCGCAGCUCUUAUGGGGGCGUUGGCAGCAGUGCCGGGGGUGUGGCAGCAGGUGGCUAUAGGGUAGUUGGGGGGUACGUGGCUGGUGGGUCCGGGCAAAGAGGGGGCGUGAUGGAGUUUGGGUAUGCGGGCAUGGGUGUUGGUGGUGGUUUGGGAAUGGGUGGUGGUAUGGGGAUGGGGGGUGGGAAGAUGACAUGUACGGGACCCCCUCAAAUCACCGCUGUUCAGGUGAACAAGAGCCUGCUGGCACCCUUGAACCUGGAGAUCGACCCCAACAUCCAGGUGGUCCGCACCCACGAGAAGGAGCAGAUCAAGACCCUCAACAACCGCUUCGCUUCCUUCAUCGAUAAGGUCAGUUACUCAUGAGUUCUGAUCACACCAGGGUCAAAUGCAUAGUGCAUGCCAAAUACUUUCAUACACUUGAGCUGAGCUUGAUUUAGCUUGUCUUUUACAAUGGUGGAGUAGUCCUGAAGGUGCAAACCUCGCCCACUCUGCACAGCGGUCAAGCUAAAUCUAACUCACAUCAGGUAUUUUACAGCAUUGCACAGUAAAAUACCUGACCCAUGUCUGGUUUGUAUUAACUUGGCCUUUGGGAAGGGGCAGAUUCACUUGUGAUUUCGGUCAUCUGUUUUGGAUUUUUUAUGUUAGCUAUAACAAUUCCUUUUAACUUCAUCGAAUAAGCUCCCUGCUCCAGUCAAUCCGUACUGAAUAUACAUUGUGUGCAAAACAUUGUGCACAAAACUGAAUGUAUAUUGUCAACAAAACUAUGGAAAUACAUUCUAAGACUAAUUGGGUACUAUUUAGGCAUGCAAGAAUAUAAAUACAAACUUGGUUUUCAACAGAAAACCCUCCCGCACUGACCACUCCCCUUUUACUGUAAAAUAAAGAGUGGCAUGAUGGGCUCAAUUGGUAGAGCAUGGCGCUUGUAACGCCAGGGUAGUGGGUUCGAUCCCCGGGACCACCCAUACGUAAACAUUUAUGCACACAUGACUGUAAGUCGCUUUGGAUAAAAGCGUCUGCUAAAUGGCAUAUUAUUAUUAUUAUUAAAUAGGGCCAGAGGCACAAGAUGUGGUUGGUUGUAUGAAUACAGAGUUUGUUGUUUGGAAACCCCUUCUAGAAAUUAACUACUGACUCUUAAGUCCACAAAAUGAUAUAUGGUGACACUUUGUUGUCUGCAGAAUUUGUAGGCUACUAGGGUGCAGGAAUCUAUCUUGUCACAGGAUCCUGUCUGCUCAAUGUGCCAUUGUGGCCUACACACUCAAACAGGAUUUGGCAGGUUCACUGUCAGAUAUAUCAGCCCAUUCCUGCACAGGGCUUAUCAACUGUCAACUACAUUGAUUACAUGUUUCAAGCAUCCCUUAUUUGUAAAGUACCAAAGAAUUCAAGGAUCAAUUUACAGGUUAAGCCAUAAAUCAGUUAUGUUUACCGCCAGGUUAACCUAUGUGCGGCAUUCGACCCCCUCCUUGACCCCUCCUCCACACCUUAGAGAUACACACCCUCUGUUCUCUCCUCCAUGCUUGUGUUUGAGUGGAACCCCACCCAGGGGCAGGGGGUCAAAAGAAAACACUUGAACAACAUGAAUCAUGUGUGUAACUUUGAUUGAGAAAGAGUGCCACAUCAUGCUGAAACACGGUACUCUGCUUCAAUGACACACAUUUGUUUGUUGGCCAUUCAUUAGUCUGUACAUAAAUUCACACUUUUGCUCCAUCCAUUCAUGCAUAAUAUAUAUACAUGAAUUCAUACAUUAAUUCAUCCUGCCAUUCAUUCAUUUGUUUGUUCGUGCCUUCUAUCCAUCCAUCCACCCUUCCUUCCUCUCUCACCUUGGCCAUCCCUUCCUUCCUUCAUCCAGUCAUUCACAAGUUUCAGUCAAUGACACUGACCAUUUCCCUUUUUAUCCCUGCAGGUGCGUUUCCUGGAGCAGCAGAACAAGAUGCUGGAGACCAAGUGGAGCCUCCUGCAGGACCAGACCACCACCCGCUCCAACAUCGACGCCAUGUUUGAGGCCUACAUCUCCAACUUGCGCAGACAGCUCGACGGCCUGGGCAACGAGAAGAUGAGGUUGGAGUCGGACCUGCACAACAUGAAAGGGCUUGUGGAAGACUUCAAGACCAAGUGAGUGUGUUUGACAUUAAAAGUUAAAGGGGUAGUUCACUCAAAUUUGAUUAUUAUUGAACUACUUUCUUAACUUAAAAGUGGUGUAUGUUGUAUAGUUAGAAUUAAAACAUUUUGACUAGGAGGGACCCAAAUCUGAGUCUCAAAUACAGUGUUAUGAUUUCAAGGAGCUAUUGUUUUUGAUUGAAUAAAUUCAAAUCUUUAAUCCUAAACGUUCUUUAAUUUUAAGCUUGUCAGCAAUGUUUCUUGUUUGAUUGAUGGGCUUGCUCUAUUCUCAGGUAUGAGGAUGAGAUCAACAAGCGUACCGAGUCUGAAAACAACUUUGUUCUCCUCAAGAAGGUCAGUAGACUAAAUAAUUCUACAAGCCCCCCUACAUGGAUAACUUACAGUGCAUUGUUGCUUAACCACAAAAAUUGGCUGAAGUAGAAAAGUACAUGAACCAGGUAUGUUCUGCUAUGCUUUCUCAGGAUGCAGAUGCUGCCUACAUGAUGGAGAUGGAGCUGAAGGCCAAGCGGGACUGUCUUACUGAUGAGCUUGAGUUCCUCAGGACUAUCUAUGACGCGGUAAUGUACCACGUCUAUAUUGCAAUGGGAGAGACUGACAGAAAACAUUUGAAUGCCUAGCUCAGGGGUCUCCAACAGGUCGAUCGCAAGCUACCAGUAGCUCGAAGACCACCUAUGAGUAGCUCGCCAAACAAUUCUGAAAGUACAUGCAAUUUUCACGUGUUCCACCGCAAAAUGUGAUAAGCAAAUCUCACAAGUAUCAGACACUGCAAGCUCCCAGCUACUAUUUAAUCAGCGGAACUUGACAUUAAGAUAAUGGCGUCGGAGGGGAUGGCUGCCGUUUUACGGCUCCUAACCAACAGGGCUAUUUUGUAUGUUUUUUUGCAUUGUUUGUAAUUUGUUUUGUACAUAAUGUUGCUGCUACCGUCUCUUAUGACCGAAAAGAGCUUCUGGACAUCAGAACAGCGAUUAAUCACCUCGAACUGGAUAAAGAUUUUUCUUGAAUGAGUCCGAUACGAAGGAUAUACUGCUUCUCCGAGACCAGGCCCAAAUCCCAGUCAUUAUCGAGAAGAAAAGACAGAAAUACAGGGGGCGGAGAUCAAAUCAAAUCAAAAUGUAUUUGCCACAUGCGCAGAAUACAACAGGUGUAGACAUUACAGUAAACAGCAAAUAAUUAAAGAGCAACAGUAAAAUAAAAUAACAGUAGGGAGGUUAUAUACAGGGGGUACCGAAACAGAGUCAAUGUGCAGGGGCACCGGUUAGUCGAGGUAAUUGAGGAAAUUUUUACAUGUGGGUAGAGUUAAAGUGAUUAUGCAUAAAUAAUAAAUGGAGUAGCAGUAGCGUAAAAGAGGGGGUGGGGUGGGGUGGACAAUGCAAAUAGUCCGGGUAGCCAUGAUUAGCUGUUCAGGAGUCUUAUGGCUUGGGGGUAGAAGCUGUUAAGAAGCCUUUUGGACCUAGACUUGGCGCUCCGGUACCGCUUGCCGUGCGGUAGCAGAGAGAACAGUCUAUGACUAGGGUGGUUGGAGUCUUUGAUAAUUUCCAGGACCUUCCUCUGACACCUCCUGGUAUAGAGGUCCUGGAUGGCAGGAAGCUUGGCCCCAGUGAUGUACUGGGCUGUACGCACUACCCUCUGUAGUGCCUUGUGGUUGGAGGCCGAGCAGUUGCCAUACCAGGCGGUGAUGCAACCAGUCGGAAUGCUCUCGAUGGUGCAGCAGUAUAACUUUAUGAGGAUCUGAGGACCCAUGCCAAAUCUUGAGGGAGAAUAGGCUUUGUCGUGCCCUCUUCUCCACUGUCUUGGUGUGUUUGAUGUGUUCGGGGUGCCUUGUGAGAAUUCGUCGGCGAGUGGGUAACCCGCCUCUACCAUCCGUUCUAUUGUCCAACGUGCAAUCACCGGAAAAUAAACGAUGAUAUCCGUUCGAGACUAUCCUGACGGACAUAAAAAACUGUAAUAUCUUAUGUUUCACUGAACAACGACACGGAUAAUAUAGAGCUGGCUGGGUUUUCCGUGCAUCGGCAGGACAGAACAGCUACGUCUGGUAAGACGAGGGGUGAGGAUGUGUGUCUAUUUGUCAAUAACAGCUGGUGUGCGAUAAUAUUAAAGAAGUCUCGAGGUAUUGCUCACCUGAGGUAGAGUACCUCAUGAUAAGCUGUUGACCACACUAUCUACCAAAAUAGUUUUCAUCAAUAUUAUUCUUAGCCGUCUAUUUACCACCAAAAACCGAUGCUGGCAAAAAGACCGUACCCAACGAGCUGUAUAAGGACAUAAGCAAACAAGAAAAUGCUCAUCCAGAAGCGGCACUCCUAGUGGCCAGGGACGUUAAUGCAGGCAAACUUAAAUACGUUUUACCUCAUUUCUACCAGCAUGUCACAUAAAUAAUAUAAAUAAUAUGCCAUUUAGCAGACACUUUUAUCCAAAGCGACUUACAGUCAUGUGUGCAUACAUUUUUACGUAUGGGUGGUCCCGGGGAUCAAACCCACUACCCUGGCGUUACAAGUGCCAUGCUCUACCAAUUGAGCUACAGAGGACCACGUGUGCAACCAGAGAGAAAAAAAAACUCCAGACCACCUUUACUCGACACACAGACGCAUACAAAGCUCUCCCUCACCCUCCAUUUGGCAAAUCUGACCAUAAUUCUAUCCUCCUGAUUCCUGGUUAAAAGCAAAAACUAAAGCAGGAAGUACCAUUGACUCGCUCAAUUCGGAAGCGGUCAGAUUCAGGACUGUUUUGCUAGCACAGACUGGAAUAUGUUCCGGGAUUCAUCCAAUGGCAUUGAGGAGUAUACCACCUCAGUCAACGGCUUCAUCAAUAAGUUCAUCGACGACGUCGUCCCCACAGUGACCGUGCAUACAUAUCCCAACCAGAGCCAUGGAUUACAGGCAACAUCCGCACUGAACUAAAGGCUAGAGCUGCCGCUUUCAAGGAGCGGGACACUAAACCGGACGCUUAUAAAAAUCCUGCUAUGCCCUCAGACGAACCAUCAAACAGGCAAAGCGUCAAUACAGGACUAAGAUUGAAUCCUACUACACCGGCUCUGACGAUUGUCGGAUGUGGCAGGGCUUGCAAACUAUUACAGACUACAAAGGGAAUCCCAGCCGCGAGCUGCCCAGUGACGUGAGCCUACCAGACGGGCUAAAUGCCUUUUAUGCUCGCUUUGAGGCUAGCAACACUGAAGCAUGCAUGAGAGCACCAGCUGUUCUGGAUGACCGUGUGAUCACGCUCUCCAUAGUCAAUGUGAGCAAGACCUUUAAACAGGUCAACAUUCACAAGGCCGCGGGGCCAGACGGAUUGCCAGGACGUGUACUCCGAGCAUGCGUGGACCAACUGGCAAGUGUCUUCACUCACAUUUCCAACCUCUCCCUGACCGAGUCUGUAAUACCUACAUGUUUCAAGCAGACCACCAUAGUCCCUGUGCCAGAGAAAGCGAAGGUAACCUGCCUAAAUGACUAACGCCCCGUAACACUCACGUCAGUAGCCAUGAAAUGCUUUGAUUUGAUGGUCAUGACUCACAUCAAAACCAUCAUCCCGGAAACCCUAGACCCACUCCAAUUCGCAUACCACCCCAACAGAUCCACAGAUGACGCAAUCUCAAUCGCACUCCACACUGCCCUUUCCCACCUGGACAAAAGGAACACCUAUAUGAGAAUGCUGUUCAUUGACUACAGCUCAGCGUUCAACACCAAAGUGCUCACAAAGCUCAUCACUAAUCUAAGGACCCUGGGACUAAACACCUCCCUCUGCAACUGGAUCCUGGACUUCCUGACAGGCCGCCCCCAGGUGAUAAGGGUAGGCAACAACACAUCUGCCACACUGAUCCUCAACACUGGGGCCCCUCAGGGGUGCGUGCUUAGUCCCCUCCUGUACUCCCUGUUCACCCUUGACUGCGUGGCCAAGCACGACUCCAACACCAUCAUUAAGUUUGCUGAUGACACAACAGUGUUAGGCUUGAUCACCAACAACGAUGAGACAGCCUAUAGAGAGAAGGUCAGAGACCUGGCAGUGUGGUGCCAGGAAAACAACCUAUCCCUCAAUGUGAGCAAGACAAAUGAGCUGAUCGUGGACUACAGGAAAAGGAGGGCCGAACAGGCCCCUAUUAACGACGGGGCUGUAGUGGAGCAGGUCGAGAGUUUCAAGUUCCUUGGUGUCCAUAUCACCAACAAACUAUCAUGGUCCAAACACACCAAGACAGUCAUGGAGACAACACCUUUCCCCCCCAGGAGACUGAAAAUAUUUGGCAUGGGUCCCCAGAUCCUCAAAAAGUUAUACAGCUGCACCACUGAGAACAUCCUGACCGGUUGCAUCACCGACUGGUAUGGCAACUGCUCGGCAUCCGACCGUAAGGCACUACAGAGGUUAGUGCGUACAGCCCAGUACAUCACUGGGGCCAAGCUUCCUGCCAUCCAGGACCUACUGUAUAUACUAGGCGGUGUCAGAAGAAAAUUGUCAAAGAAUCCAGUCACCCAAGUCAUAGACUGUUCUCUCUGCUACCGCAUAGCAAGCGGUACCGGAGCGCCAAGUCUAGGUCCAAAAGGCUCCUUAACAGCUUCUACCCCCAAGCCAUAAGACUGCUGAACAACUAAUCAAAUGGCCACCUGGACUAUUUACAUUGACCCCCCCUCGCUGUUUAUUAUCUAUGCAUAGUCCCUACCUACCUCGACUAACCUGUACCCCCGCACAUUGACUCGAUACCGGUAACCCCUGUAUAUAGCCUCGUUAUUGUUAUUUUAUUGUGUUAUUUUUCAUUUUUUACUUUAAAUAUUUUCUUAACUCUAUUUCUUGAACUGCAUUGUUGGUUAAGGGCUUGUAAGUAAGCAUUUCACGGUAAGGUUGUACCUGUUGUAUUCCGUAUGUGACAAAUAAAAUGUGAUUUGAAUUUGAUUUGAUUAUCCCACCCCUGGUUAGCCAAUAUUAGCUUAAAAAGUCAAACCUAAAACAAUUUCCAGCAAUAUUGCCCCUUUCUGUCCGUGUGGUGUGGGAAUUUUUCUAUCACUCUGUGUGUAGCCAAUAGUGAUGGGUCGUUUGCGAAUUAAUGGCUCUUUUUGAACUUCUUUUUUUGGUGAACAUCAGGAACCGAAUCGCAUAUGUGAAAGAGCCAUUCAUUUGGCUCCCUGAUUUGCGUACUUUUACUAUUGCUUUUUGAGCAGUUAUCUGGAGAUAAAUUAUAAAACAUUCUCUGAGGAUGAUAAUUCCUCAGUGCAGGAACUAUAUAGUGAGGAGUCGUCCAUUUUUUUUUGUAGGCCAUCUAAUAAUUUGGUCAGUUAAAAAGGAAUUUGAACUCACAUUUCACGUUCUGACAUAAUGGUAGGCAACGUUUCAGGCUUUUAAUGAGAGAUUUACUAUUUUUUCAUGUUUUAGGUCAAUAUCUAAGCAUUACUGAACGAAGAGCCGUUUGGGAGCCAAAUUAACUUAUCUUUUAGGUGAAUGGAGCCAAAUGAGCCGGCUCACAGAAAAGACUCGGAAUGCCCAUCACUAGAGCCAGUUGAUGUGAUAACUGGCUUGUGGGUUGACAGAAAUACUGUUAAUGGCAAAGUAGGCUUACCUGGCAGAAGUAUAUCAUGAGUAAGUUUAUCAUUUGUAUCUAUUAUGUGUUAUUUGGCGGCAGGUAGCUUAGUGGUUAAGAGCGUUGUGCCAGUAACUGAAAGGUCACUGGUUCUAAUCCCCGAGCCGACUAGGUGAAAAAUCUGUCGAUGUGCCCUUGAGCAAGGCACUUAACCCUAAUUGCUCCUGUAAGUCGCUCUGGAUAAGAGCGUCUGCUAAAUGACCAAUUAUUUAUUUUUAAUUAUUAUUUGCAAACUUUGCCAUGAAGUGAGCAGCAGCAGUACAGAACCAUCACUAGACAGGAACAUUAGAUGGCACACUAGAUGUGCAAUUAAAGGGCAAGAUGCCCAAUUAAAGGGGAAUUACAGACCAACAUUUUUUUUUUCUGAUGUGAAUUAAGCAUUGACAUUUACUCAGAACAUCCAAUUUCGCUGUUUCUCGAUAAACAAUUGUAAUUUUGAGACUGAAACCCCCCAAAAAAUCUAAAACCAGGAAAAAUAAACCUGAGAAAACAUAAUUUGGGAAAAUAUAAAACAAAAUAUGGCAAAGAAAUCACUGAUUUAUUUAGUGGCCCCCUAAGAGCUUUUUAUUAAUCAUUAUUUUACCAGGUACACUACCAGUCAAACGUUUGGACAAACCUACUCAUUCAAGGGUUCUUCUUUAUAUUUACUAUUUUUUACAUUGUAGAAUAAUAGUGAAGACAUCAAAAGUACUUAAUAACACAUAUGGAAUCAUAUAGUAACCAAAAAAGUGUUAAACAAAUCAAAAUAUAUUUUAUAUUUGAGAUUAUUCAAAUAGCCACCCUUUGCCUUGAUGACAGCUUUGCACACUCUUGGCAUUCCCUCAACCAGCGUCAUGAGGUAGUCACCUGGAAUGUAUUUAAAUUAACAUUGUGGAAUUUCUUUGUUGUGAUAAGGUAGGGGGUAUACAGAAGAUAGCCCUAUUUGGUAAAAGACCAAGUCCAUAUUAUGGCAAGAACAGGUCAAAUAAGUAAAGAGAAACGACAGUCCAUCAUUAAUAGAAGACAUGAAGGUCAGUCAAUACGGAAAAUUUCGAAUAUUCGAAUUUUGAAUAAAUUGUGUGUAGAGUAUUUUUUAUUUAUUUAACUAGGCAAGUCAGUUUAGAACAAAUUCUUAUUUACAAUGACAGACUACCCUGGCGCUGCUGGGCCAAUUGUGCACCGCCCUAUGGGACUCCCAAUCACAGCCUGAUUGUGAUAUAGCCUGGAAUCGAACCAGGGUCUUUAGUGACGCAUCUAGCACUGAGAUGCUUCAGAGCGCUGCGCCACUCGGGAGCCCAUGCUUUAUGAAAUCUAAAGGCUUCUCUCCAUCCUCUCUUGGUUCUUCAGGAGCUGCGUGAGCUGCAGGGCCAGAUCAAGGACACCUCUGUCGUGGUGGAGAUGGACAACAGCCGUAACCUGGACAUGGACUCCAUCGUGGCCGAAGUGCGCGCUCAGUACGAGGACAUCGCCAACCGCAGCAGAGCUGAGGCCGAGACCUGGUACACGCAGAAGGUAAGCCCCUUCUCCAGUGAGGCACCCGAAACCCCUCACGCCUACGUGACCUUUCCGAGAUUCAAAACUGGCUAUGCUCCAAUGUCCAUACUAGCAUAUCACUGAGAAUGGAUGCCCAAUGCCUAAAUGGUGUGCUAGUGUGGAGACCAGUGGAGGCUGCUGAGGGGAGGAUGGCUUAUAAUAAUGUCUGGAAUGGAAUCAAUGGAAUGUCUCAGGUAUCCACUCUGCUAGCCAGAAGCUAGCAUUGAUGGAUGACUUCACUGUUAUGUUAUGUCUCUAUGUUUUGGCUGCUGACAGUAACGUGAUUUUGUCUCUGUAACAGUAUGAACAGAUGCAGGUGUCAGCCAGCAACUAUGAGGACGACCUGAAAAACACCAAGGCAGAGAUCGCAGAUAUCAACCGCAAAAUCAUGAGAUAUCAGUCUGAAAUUGAUAUGAUAAAGGGUCAGGUGAGUGCCACAUUAUGUUCCUCAAUAAAUAUGUAUCCCAGUGUAUUUUUAUGUAACACCCCUGGUGUGGAUAGACUUUCUCUCCUACUCAGUGGUAGGGUAACCAACAUCUACCAAUACGAACAUGACUAAAAACAUUGUUUGCCUGAAAACAGCGCGGCCACCUGGAGAACCAGAUCGCUGAGGCAGAGGAGCGUGGUGAGCUGGCGGUGAAGGAUGCCAGGCUUCGCAUUAACGACCUCAAGGUGGCCCUGCAGAGAGCCAAACAGGAUAUGACCAUGCAAGUACGCCAGUACCAGGAGCUGAUGAAUGUCAAGCUGGCCCUGGACAUUGAGAUCGCCACCUACAGGAAGCUGCUGGAAGGAGAGGAGAGCAGGUACGAGACUUGGGACCAUGUUCUUUUAGUCACAGGAAGGAGGAAAUCAUUCAGGCAUGAGAGCAUUAAAACAUUGUGUUGAAUGACCAGACUCUAAGAUUAGGAGAAUUUGGAGAAUUUGAUAAUGACCAAUUAGUUCAUUUGCUCACUGAACACUCUCUCUCUCUCGGAGGUUAGGUCUCUCUGGGUAUCGGCGUGGUUCGUCGUAGAGAAGAGGAUAUCUGUCUGUCUCGGAGAGAGUAGAGAGAGAGAUUGCAGAGCGAGAGAGAGAGAGAGCGAGAGAGGAGGAGAGAGAGAAGAGAGAGAGAGAGAGAGAGAGAGAGAGAGAGAGAGAGCGAGAGGGAGCGAGAGAGAGAGAGCUAGCAGCGUGGAGAGACGAGGAGAGCGAGAGAGAGAGAUUCGUCUCUAGCUCUCUCUCUAUCUCUCUCUCUCUCUCUCUCUCUCUCUCUCUCUCUCUCUCUCUCUCUCUCUCUCUCUCCCUCCCCUCCCCCCCCUCAGGCUGGUGAAUGGAAUCAAGUCGGUCAACAUCUCCAAACAGUCUUCUUGUAAGUGAAUGCCCUCACACCCCACAGCUAUGCUGUUUCACUUAUUGUUUAUUACUUAUUAAUGUACACCACAGGUGGUUCGUGGCACCUUAAUUGGGGAGGGCAGACUUGUGGUAAUGGUUCGUGAUAUGGGUGUCCAUAAGAGUCCAUAAGAGGAAUGAGUGGAAUGGUAUCAAAUACAUUAAACACAUGGUUUCUAUGUGUUUGAUGCCAUUCCAUUUACUCCAUUUCAGCCAUUGUUAUGAGCUGUCCUCCACUCAGCAGCCUCCACUGAUGUACAUUGUACCUGUCAAAUAAAUGGGAGAAAUAAAUAACACAAAUCCAUGUUAACUCCAAUAACCCGACGUGUUCAUUUCCACUUCCAGCAAUGAACUACAACUCUUACCCCCUGGAGAGCAGUCGCACCACCAGUUAUGUCAGCGGCUCAAUGGGGGGAUACAAGGGCAGCAGCACCAGCUACGGCAUCAGCACUUACGCCAGUUGCCAUGAGAGCAGCCAUGUAGGCAGCAGCUUCGACCUGCCUGGCAGCAUCACCCUGGGAGGCACCAACGGUAUCCAGGUCUCUACCAGCAGAGACGUGGAUGCCAGCAUCAGCCUGGGAGGUGCCAAAGGCACCAGCAGAGACGUGGAUGCCAGUAUCAGCCUGGAAGGCAGCAACAGCAUGGCUACCAGCAGAGACAUGGAUGCCAGCGUCAGUGUCGAUAGCAGUUCCACUGUCCCAAACACCAAAUCCCAGACCACCUUCGUCAAGACUGUUGAAGCCGAGGUGACCUUGAAUGUGGCUUCUGAUGCGGCGUCCGACCAUGCCGAGGAACAGCCGGCUGAGAGCGACGAA
Molecule: messenger RNA, 11557 nt
Organism: Coregonus sp. 'balchen'
Lineage: Eukaryota; Metazoa; Chordata; Actinopteri; Salmoniformes; Salmonidae
Source: the annotation of a GenBank genome assembly